Messenger RNA from Eublepharis macularius, 7023 nucleotides. It is a transcript of the gene DOCK10, whose product is annotated as dedicator of cytokinesis 10. The coding region runs from base 1 to 6546 and encodes 2181 amino acids. The transcript has 56 exons. Gene Ontology annotation, molecular function: guanyl-nucleotide exchange factor activity. Lineage: Eukaryota; Metazoa; Chordata; Lepidosauria; Squamata; Eublepharidae. The record is from RefSeq and is a predicted model, not a curated record. Gene Ontology annotation, biological process: positive regulation of GTPase activity; small GTPase-mediated signal transduction; regulation of cell migration.
AUGAGCUUUCGAGGGAAAGUGUUUAGGAGAGAGCACAGUGAACUUUGGAAGAAGAGGAGGACGAUAAGGCGAAUAAACCGAGGAGAAAUCCACAGGUUGAGUUGUCAAGAGAAACCCAAACUUCUGGAACCCUUGGAUUAUGAAACUGUCAUUGCAGAGAUUGAGAAGAACAUUGAAAAUGACCAUCUCAAAGACCUCAUCUUGUUCCCUGAUGAUGACUUUUCUAUAGCUACAGUUCCCUGGAUAACAAGAACACUGUACUCUUCAGUUCCAGAAGAUGCGGAACAAAAAGCAGAACAUUUAUUUGUAAAAGAGGCUUGUAAAUAUUACAGUUCUCAAUGGCAUACUGUGGACUAUAAAUACGAACACUACUCAGGAGAUUUUAGGCAUUUACCACGACAUGAGCACAGACCAGAGAAACUGCCUUCACAUUCCUUUGAAAUUGAUCAUGAGGAUGUUGAUAAGGAUGAAGACACAACAUCCCACUCGUCUUCAAAAGGAGGUGGUGGAGGAGGAGGGACCGGGGUUUUCAAGUCUGGCUGGCUUUACAAAGGGAAUUUUAACAGCACAGUAAACAACAGUAUUACAGUUCGGUCAUUCAAAAAGCGCUACUUCCAGCUGACACAAUUGUCAGACAACUCAUACAUAAUGAACUUCUACAAAGAUGAAAAGAUAUCAAAGGAACCCAAAGGCUGCAUCUUUUUGGAUUCUUGUACUGGAGUUGUGCAGAAUAGCCGACUUCGGAAACAUGCCUUUGAACUGAAGAUGAAUGACUUGACGUACUUUGUGCUGGCAGCUGAAAAUGAACAAGAUAUGGAUGACUGGAUUUUUACUCUCAACAAGAUCCUGCAGAUAAAUCCAGAAGGGUCAGUUCAAGAGAGGAAGAGUGCAGAUGUCACGGAUCUGAAAUUUGAUUCUGAAGAUAUGCCAGAGAAUUAUGAUUGCCCUCAAGAAGAAAUUGAUUCUUCAGAAAACAGUUUGCAUCCAGAUUUUUCUAAAUACCUCACAGAAACAGAAGAGACUGUUGGAGCUUUUCGAAACAUGGAGCGACUAAAUCUGUUCUCCCUAGAUCCUGAUAUUACUGCCGUGAAUCCUCAGAAAAAAGAUACCACGGGACCAGAAUCAUUGCUCAAACCUUUUGAGGAGAAAGAUGCAAAGCAAGUCAUGAUAAUGUGCAAAUCCCUUAAUCUGAAUCUUCAAGCAUGCAUUACUGAUAAUGAAAAUGAUCCAGUUACCAAUAUUGAGCCUUUCUUUGUGACCAUGGCUCUUUUUGAUACAAGGGAAAAUAGAAAGAUCUCUGCUGAUUUCCAUGUGGAUCUAAACCAUACCCUUGUUAGACAGAUGAUGUCAGGUUCUUCACCUUUGAUAGAAAAUGGUACAGUUGAGAACAUUGGUGCCAAAGAGGAUGAACCACAGGUUAAAGGGUUUCCAGAAGAAUGGCUGAAAUACCCAAAACAGGCAGUUUUCUCCAUAAGUAACCCCCAUUCUGAAAUCGUUUUGGUGGCAAAAAUUGAGAAAGUGCUGAUGGGAAAUAUUGCCUCCAGCGCAGAACCUUACAUAAGGAACCCAGACUCUAAUAAGUGGGCUCAGAAAGCAUUAAAAUCUAACAAGCAGUUCUGCAGCAGAUUGGGGAAAUAUCGGAUGCCCUUUGCCUGGUCUGUAAGGCCAGUCUUUAAGGAUAAUCAGGGAAACAUUGACAGAGAUUCCCGGUUCUCGCCUUUGUUUAGGCAAGAAAGUAGUAAAAUUUCAACAGAUGACUUAUUGAAGUUAAUAACAGAAUACAGAAGAGCAGAGAAGAUUAAUAAAAUACAGAUCAUCCCUGGCAGUUUAGACAUUGCUGUUGAUUGUGUACCUUUGGAGCACCCAAAUUGUGUAACAUCAUCGUUUAUUCCCAUAAAACCAUUUAAUGAUACUAAGGAACAUCAACCAACAGUAGAAGUGGAAGAAUUUGUCCAGGAGUCUACAAAAUACUCCCAGAUUUAUCGAGUGUAUAAGAACCAAAUGUAUAUAUAUCCCAAACAUCUGAAAUAUGAUAACCAAAAAUGCUUCAACAAGGCCCGGAAUAUAACGGUCUGUAUUGAAUUUAAAAGUUCAGAUGAAGAAGGAGCCAAGCCAGUGAAGUGUAUAUAUGGGAAGCCUGGUGGACCACUGUUUACAUCAGCAGCAUGCACAGCUGUACUGCAUCAUUCACAGAACCCUGAUUUCUAUGAUGAGGUGAAAAUUGAGCUUCCUAGUCAACUCCACAAGAAGCACCACAUUCUGUUUUCAUUUUACCAUGUCACCUGUGACAUAAAUGCAAAAGCUAAUGCCAAAAGGAAAGAGGCUCUUGAAACAUCAGUGGGAUAUGCUUGGCUACCAUUACUGAAAGAUGACCAGCUAGUGUCUCAAGAACAUAACAUCCCAGUGGCAACCAGCCUGCCUCCUAGUUAUUUAAGCCUUCAAGAUACUGCAACCGGAAAGCAAAGUGGAAGUGACAUUAAAUGGGUCGAUGGAGGGAAACCACUUUUCAAAGUGUCUUCAUUUGUUGUAUCAACAGUUUAUACUCAGGAUCCGUAUCUGAAUAGAUUUUUCCAGCAGUGCCAAAAAAGAAACAGGGAUCUCUCCCAACCACCUACCUCAAGCUUUAUCAUCUCCUGUAAGAAUUUGUUAAAAAUUGAGAAGAUCCAUGUAAUCGUAAAUUUUCUGCCCGUGAUCCUGAACCAGCUCUUCUGGGUUCUUGUCCAGAAUAAAGAGGAUGAUGUUACAACUGCUGUGACCAGGGUACUUACUGAUAUUGUUGCCAAGUUCCAUGAAGAGCUGUUGGACCACUUCAUCAAUUCCUAUGUAAAGUAUGUGUUCAGAACAAAGUCAUUUGAAGAAAGGACUGUGCAUGAGGAGCUAGCCAAGAAUAUGACUGGUCUUUUGAAGACAAAUGAUCAAAGAACAGUGAAACAUGUUUUAAAGCAUUCCUGGUUCUUUUUUGCAAUCAUCUUAAAAUCAAUGGCACAGCACUUGGUUGAUACAAAACGAGUACAGCUUCUUCGCAACCAGCGGUUUCCAGAAUCAUUCCAAAAUGAGCUGGACACGCUCAUUAUGGUCUUAUCGGAUCAUGUUGUUUGGAAACACGGAGAUGCUCUUGAAGAGACAAAGAAUGCAAACCACAGUGUUGGCAGGUUUCUGAAGCAAUGUUUCACAUUCAUGGAUCGUGGAUUUGUCUUCAAGUUGAUCAAUAGCUACAUAAGUAUGUUUGGACCAGGUGACCACAAGAUUUUGUUCCAAUAUAAAUUUGACUUUCUUCAAGAAGUAUGUAACCAUGAACACUUCAUUGCUCUGUGCCUACCUAUGAGAUCUGCAAACAUUCCAGACCCAAUAACACCAUCAGAAACAACACAGCAGUUUCAUGCAUCAGAUGUUCCAGAAUACACAGUGACAAAUGAGUUUUGCCGGAAGCAUUUCUUAAUUGGAUUACUGCUUCGGGAGGUUGGGUUUGCGCUCCAGGAGGACCAGGAUAUUAGGCACAUGGCCUUGGCAGUUCUCAAAAAUCUCAUGGCAAAACAUUCAUUUGAUGAUCGAUAUGCAGAGCACGAGAAACAGGCACAGCUAGCAAACCUCUAUAUGCCUCUCUAUGGCAUGCUUUUGGACAACAUGCCAAGAAUCUAUAUGAAGGACAUGUUUCUUUUCAAUAUAAAUACGUCCAAUCAGGGAUCCAGGGAUGAUUUGAGCACCACUGGAGGACUGCAGAGUCAGGCAGGAAUGAAGCAUGCAAACUCUGUAGAUACCUCUUUUUCCAAAGAUGUUCUUAACUCUAUAGCAGCCUUUUCAUCAGUAGCUAUUUCUGCAGCAAACCAUGCUGACUCCAGAGGCUCCUUAGCAAGUCUCGACUCUAAUCCAAGCACCAACGAAAAAGUCAGUGAGGGAACUGAAACCUGUGAAAAGAUUGUGAGACCCUUGUCUCUGAUCGGGUCAGCGCUUCGCUUCGACAAGUUGGAUCAGGCUGAGACAAGAAGUCUCUUGAUGUGUUUCCUUCAUAUUAUGAAAACCAUUUCAGAGGAUACGCUGAUCUCCUAUUGGCAGAGAGCCCCAUUCACAGAGAUAACAGAUUUUUUCAACAUUUUAGAGGUUUGCCUUCAGAAUUUCAGGUAUCUAGGAAAACGAAAUAUAGUGAGGAAAAUUGCUGCUGCGUUUAAGUUUGUUCAAAGCUCCCAGAAUAAUGGAACUCUGAAAGGCUCCAACUCAUCCUGUCAGACAUCAGGGCUUCUGCCCCACUGGAUUCAUUCUGCUUCCAGCAGUGAAAGUCACAAACAUCACAGAUCUCAAACUUUACCAAUAAUCCGAGGCAAAAAUCCAUUUUCCAACCCUAAACUCCUGCAAAUGAUAGACAGCACGAUUGCAAGUGGUUCUAAUGAAACAGAUAUUGUGCAGUAUGUAGAUACUGAAGCCAACAUUGCCACGGAAGUUUGUCUCACCAUUCUUGACCUACUGUGUCUUUUCACUCAACACCACCAGAAGCAAUUGCAGCAAUCUGAUUGCCAGAAUACACUGAUGAAAAAAGUCUUUGAUACCUACCUGCUGUUUUUGCAAAUCAAUCACUCUGCAGCAGCACUCAAACACGUCUUCGCUGCUCUAAGGUUGUUUGUGAGCAAGUUCCCUUCAGCAUUCUUUCAAGGGCAAGCUGACUUAUGUGGGUCAUUCUGCUACGAGAUUCUCAAGUGCUGCAAUCACAGGUCACGGUCAACUCAGAUGGAAGCCUCUGCUUUGCUUUAUUUCUUCAUGAGAAAGAACUUUGAAUUUAAUAAGCAGAAAUCAAUUGUCAGGUCCCAUUUACAGCUCAUCAAAGCUGUAAGUCAGCUGAUCGCAGAUGCAGGGAUUGGAGGUUCUAGGUUCCAGCAUUCCCUGGCUAUUACAAAUAACUUUGCUAAUGGAGACAAGCAAAUGAAAAACAGUAACUUCCCAGCAGAAGUGAAAGACUUGACCAAACGCAUUAGGACGGUCUUAAUGGCUACUGCUCAGAUGAAAGAGCACGAGAAGGACCCUGAGAUGCUAGUGGAUUUACAAUACAGUCUGGCAAAUUCAUAUGCCAGUACACCUGAAUUGCGUAGGACCUGGUUGGAGAGCAUGGCCAAGAUUCAUGCUAGAAAUGGAGACCUAUCGGAGGCUGCUAUGUGCUAUAUCCAUAUAGCUGCCCUUAUUGCUGAGUACCUGAAAAGAAAAGGUUACUGGAAAAUGGAAAAGAUUUGUACUUCUCGUAUGCUCCUGGAAGAUGCUCAACUCUCUGAUAGUAAUGUCUUACUAACAACUUACACUGGAGGAAGCUUAUUUUCUAUGGGAUGGCCAGCCUUCCUCAAUAUAACACCAAAUAUUAAAGAAGAAGGUGCAAUGAAAGAAGACUCUGGGAUGCAGGACACGCCAUACAAUGAGAACAUCCUUGUGGAGCAGCUGGAAUUAUGCGUUGACUACCUGUGGAAGUCUGAGAGAUAUGAACUCAUUGCUGAAGUUAACAAGCCAAUCAUUGCAGUAUUUGAGAAGCAGAGAGAUUUCAAGAGGCUAUCAGAGCUGUACUAUGAUAUCCAUAGAUCAUAUCUGAAAGUGGCGGAAGUAGUGAAUUCUGAGAAGCGCUUGUUUGGACGAUACUACCGUGUGGCGUUUUAUGGGCAGGGCUUCUUUGAAGAGGAGGAGGGAAAGGAAUACAUCUACAAAGAGCCCAAAUUAACAGGCUUGUCUGAGAUUUCCCAGAGAUUACUUAAGCUUUAUGCAGAUAAGUUUGGAGCAGACAAUGUGAAGAUAAUUCAAGACUCCAACAAGGUUAAUCCCAAAGAUUUAGAUCCGAAGUAUGCCUAUAUCCAGGUGACAUAUGUCACACCUUUCUUUGAAGAGAAGGAAGCAGAAGAGCGGAAGACGGACUUUGAAAUGCAUCAUAACAUCAACCGCUUUGUGUUUGAAACCCCAUUCACGCUGUCAGGAAAGAAGCAUGGAGGGGUAGAAGAGCAGUGCAAGAGACGAACCGUCCUAACAACCAGCCAUUUAUUUCCUUACGUGAAGAAAAGAAUACAAGUCAUAAGCCAAGUGAGCACAGAACUGAAUCCCAUCGAAGUUGCUAUUGAUGAGAUGUCUAAAAAGAUUUCCGAACUCAAUCAGCUUUGCACGAUGGAAGAAGUGGAUAUGAUUAGGCUCCAGCUGAAACUGCAAGGAAGUGUCAGUGUCAAGGUAAAUGCUGGACCAAUGGCAUAUGCUCGAGCUUUUCUUGAAGAAACAAAUGCCAAGAAAUAUCCAGAUAACCAAGUUAAACUUCUGAAGGAAAUCUUCAGGCAGUUUGCAGAAGCCUGCGGACAAGCCCUUGAAGUCAACGAACGCCUUAUUAAAGAGGACCAGUUAGAAUAUCAAGAAGAAAUGAAAUCUCAUUACAAGGAUAUGCUCAAUGAACUCUCUGAAGUUAUGAAUGAACAGAUCAUGUACAAGGAGGAUUUUGCAAAGCAGCAAGGAGUGGAACAAUCUUAUUCCCAUGCAAUCAGUAAAACAAUCACAGCCCCACCAGGAGUGCCAGGAGGAUCCUCCAAUACUGACAUCUGAUGCAUGGCCUUGACUCGGAAUAGACCAGGAGAGAACGUUGAGAAGAUUUUGGAUGAGAAUGUGUGUGUGGGGGGGGAAUUAUGAAGAAUUCAGUGAAAACAAAAUGCGAUACAUUGUUUUAAUUUAUUGAACAUUUUCAGUGUUAAUUUUUUUAAUUGCCAGUUUGAUAUUUUUUUAAUGUUAUUGCCUUUUCUGGUAUUUGCACAUUUCCUAUGGUUUUUGUUACGGCUCAGUCUUUAUUAAACUAGACUGAACCUGAAAUUUUCAUUGGAUGUUUAGUUUCAUGGCAAGCCUUACGUUUGCUGUAAAUGGUAACAUAAUCUAAUCUGAGUCCUAGUAUACAUAUAUUUUAAAGGUCAAAAGUGGAUGUUUUAUAACAUUUAAGUAUAUUGCUAUUGUAAAUAGAAGAUGUGUAAAAUAUGUCAUUUUUACAAAAAAAUUUAGUUAAUAAUUGACAUUAUUAAAAUGUGGAUAACA